GUAGAUGGCUGCGCGUCAUCCAAAGAGGACAGCAUUGGCGUAAAAGACCGGCGACGCGCGUUUUCUUUAGUUGUUGCUGCUGUUUGUAGUUUUUUAAUUCAUAUUAUUGGAGUUUUACGAGUAGCUAAAGGAGCCUGUGUGGCUGUGGAUGGACACGCGAACACUCAGACGCAGAUAAAGUGAGUUCACCGCCUGACGCGCAGUGAGCUGCUGCUGCACAACUUUUCCUGGUUUGUUGGUCAGUCAUGUUCCACAACAGCUCCCAGAGGAAAUACUGGAUUUUCCGAAGUGAAGAUGAACUCGAGCUGAUGAGACGCAAAGCCAAUCAGAAGUUCCGCAACAAGAUCCUCGAAACUGGGAAGCCCGGUGUGAGUGACUCCUCGUUCCUGCAGCGUCAUGAGGAGGACGUCUUAUUCAGACACUACGAGAGGAGGAUGCUGGACUUCUGCAACGCGUUCAAACCCGCGAUGCCAAAGUCUGUUGUGGGUACAGCCAUCAUGUACUUCAGAAGAUUCUACCUGAACAACUCCAUCAUGGAGUACCACCCCAGGAUCAUCAUGCUGACAUGUUCAUACCUGGCCUGUAAAGUGGACGAGUUCAACGUGUCCUGCACUCAGUUUGUGGGCAACCUUCUGCAGGAGAGCCCAGCAGGGCAGGAGAGGGUUCUGGAGCAGAUCCUGGAGUAUGAGCUGCUGCUCAUCCAACAACUUAACUUUCACCUGGUGGUCCACAAUCCCUACAGACCCAUGGAAGGUCUGCUCAUCGACCUCAAGACGAGAUACCCUACGCUGGAGAACCCAGAGUCGCUGAGGAAGAACACCGAUGACUUUCUGACACAGGCAGCUUUGACCGAUGCAGGACUGCUGUUUCCUCCCUCUCAGAUCGCUCUGACGGCCAUUCUGACCAGUUCGUCAAGAGCAGGUCUCAACAUGGAGAGCUACCUGACUGAAUGUUUGGGGCUGAAAGGCGACAAAGAGACUCUCUCGAAGAUGUACGACUCAAUGAGACGGAUGAAUACCCUCCUUAAGAAAUAUGAACUUCCCAAAGCAGAUGAGGUGAACGCGUACAAACCCAAGCUGGAGAGGAUCCAUGCUGAAUUCACUUCAAGCAACAAACGGAAGAGGGGAUAUGAUGAAGACGCUCCCGUAGCAAAAGAACCUCGUGUGACAGAAGAGGAGUGGACUGAUGAAGACCUGGUAUGAGUUUCCCCUCAGAGUGAUUUUGGAUUCUAACAGUUGAAUUAUACUAAUUGAUUCCAAGGAUAGACGACCAAGCCUUUAUCGACAACAGUGUCAGACAGUUUGUAUAAAUGUACAUGUUAUAUUUACUUUUCUACAAGAUAAUGUGUAAAUCAAUGUUCCGAUUAAAAACUUGAACGUUCACACAGAACCGAGCCACAUGACCCUGUGUGCGUGUCUCUACACCUUUUGUCAGGGGACAAUAAACGACUCCAUAAUCUACUUUACAAAAACUGUUUAAUAAGUGCAUGCAUGUCUGAUACAGUCUGUACUAUUCAAAAAAUUUUUACUGCUGUAAACACUUUCAUUUUUACUUGGUUUCUCUGAUUAUGUGUCUUGUCUGGCAUUGAGAAGUUUAAAAAAAA
This is a messenger RNA of Larimichthys crocea (large yellow croaker), 1603 nucleotides long. It is a transcript of the gene ccnh, whose product is annotated as cyclin H. Gene Ontology annotation, molecular function: cyclin-dependent protein serine/threonine kinase regulator activity. Gene Ontology annotation, cellular component: transcription factor TFIIK complex. Lineage: Eukaryota; Metazoa; Chordata; Actinopteri; Sciaenidae. Bases 246 to 1202 code for a protein of 318 amino acids. The record is from RefSeq and is a predicted model, not a curated record. The transcript is spliced from 9 exons. Gene Ontology annotation, biological process: regulation of transcription by RNA polymerase II; DNA-templated transcription.